AUGCCUGCAAUGCAUUUACCUUUAGCACAAUCAAAUAAUCUUGCUGUAUCAACAACUGAUAUCAGCCUUCAUUCAAUAAUGGAUCAUCAUCAUGAGCCACUAUCAUCUGGACACAUUAGAACUUUGUUAAUUAUUAUAGGUACGACCGCUGCAGUAAUUGUCCUUUCAAGUACUAUUGUUUUCCUUCUUCCUAUAUGGAAAAAUACAACAGAAUGUUCAGAUUAUUGUGACCAUAAUAUUAUAAAUUCAUCAACGUUACCAUCGAAAAUUCAACAAAUUGAAGCUGAUUUUAUAAUUAUUGGUGGAGGUACAGCUGGAUGUAUAGUAUCUGCCAGAUUAGCUGAAUAUGGUUUUCAAACUUUAUUAAUAUCCAGUGGUUCAAAUGAUACACAAAAUCCAUUAAUGAGAGAACAAGCUUCUUAUAAACAACUACUUCAUAAUACUCCGCAUUUUAAACAUUAUUUACCAUUAAGUUCAUCACCAAAUCUUAAUAAUCGAACAUUAGAUGUUAUUGUAUGGAAUACUCUCGGAGGAAAUAGUAUUAAUGGUGGCGGAGCACAACGACUGACGGAAAACGAAUGGAAUUAUUUUAUUAAUGCUACAGGUGAUUCAUCAUUUUCGAAAGAAGCAAUGUCAAAAUAUUAUAAACGAACUGAAAAUUAUAUAACAACUGGACCAUUUUCAAAUUUAAAUCUUCAUGGAAAUAAUGGUCCGAUUAAAAUAACUCAAGUUUAUGAUUCAGUAUUUAAUCAAAUAUGGAAAAAUGUUGCGAAUGAAUUAAAUGAAUCAUUUACUAAUGAUCUAGCCGAUAAGAUUGAUUAUGGUUUUUCAUUUGAAUCUUCUUCAUUUACAAAUGGAAUUCGAAGUUGGAGUUGUGAUAAAUAUUUAAGUUCAACUUUAAAUAAAUAUUCAAAUCUUAAAGUAUUAACAAGUAGUACAGCAAUUAAAUUUGAUAUAAAUGAACAAACUAAACAAGUUAACAGUGUCUUAUUUAUUUCAAAUGAUGGUUUAUUCAAUGGUAUUGCAAGAAAAGAAUAUAUUUUAUCUGCUGGAACAUUCUUUAGUCCACAUAUUUUAAUGUUAUCGGGUAUUGGUGAUCGAAAAAUUCUUCAAGAAAAUAAUAUACCAGUAAAACAUGAAUUAAAACAAGUAGGAAAAAACUUAAUGGAUAAUGGAAUGAUAAAUAUUAAAUAUCAAACACAAAAUUUUUCCAUAGGUCAAUCAAUACCAAUGGCUGUAAUUAAUAGUCAAACACAUACAACGAAUAAUAAUUCUGAUACAUUUUUUCUGUUAAAAAUGAAUUCUAAUACAAAAGAUUUGGAUAUUUUCGUAUUUAAUGCUUUACCAAAAUCAACAGUUGGUUUUCUAUCAUUACAUAAUUCUAAUCCACUUAUGCCACCAAAAAUAACUUUAGAUUAUUUUAAAGAUUCAAAUGAUCUUAAUAUAUUUAUUAAUGCUAUUAAAUAUGUUCGCAAAGUUAUGUCAACAGAUACAUUGAAACAAUAUGCUAAUAUAACUGAAAUUUUACCAGGAUUACAAGAAAUAAAUUUAGCUACGUAUGUUCGAAAUACUUUAAAUGCAGCUGGUCAUUUUUCCGGAACAUGUGCAAUGGGACAGAAUGCAGAAAAUUCAGUGGUUGAUAAAUACUUUAAAGUUCAUGGAAUAAGUAAUCUUCGUGUGGUUGAUGCAUCUGUAUUUCCAGCAAAUUUUGCGACAAAAACUGGACCUUAUUUAACAGUUCAUGCAUUAGCAGAAAAAUUAGUACAUAUUUUACAUGAAACUUAUUUAUAG
Molecule: messenger RNA, 1791 nt
Organism: Adineta steineri
Lineage: Eukaryota; Metazoa; Rotifera; Eurotatoria; Adinetida; Adinetidae
Source: the annotation of a GenBank genome assembly